AAAGUAAUUAUCUCUUCCAGCGUUCUUCCGAAAACUCCGCCGCCCCCGCCACCACCAAUUACCAUUAAUAUUUCUUCUCCUCAUCCUCCUUCCGCCUCCCCCUCAUCAUCAUCGCCAUCAUCCUCGUCCUCCUCCUCGACCACAAGCGCGGACAAUUCCCCCGAUUCGGAUGAGUCCGUUUGCUGGGAGGAGGCGGCUAAACCGGCUCCGAGGAUAUCUCCUCUUCCUCCUCCCCCUCCCCCAAGCCCUCUGCCUCAGCCGGAAAGCAGUAAGAUGAAGGAGAAGGAGAGCAGAAAAGGGGAGCGUGGUCGUGGCGGCUUCGGCCGCGCCAAAAACCUGCGUCCGAAACCGCCGCCAGUCUUCCUGAUACCAGGCACAGAACUGAGAGUACCCAGCUUGACUCUGAUCAUGUCAGCCCUGUCAAAUGAGCAACCAUCUAAGCAAACACUGCCAAAGGAGAAGAAGAAGAAGAAGAAGAAGAAGAAGAAGAAGAAGAAGAAGGAGGCUUACGCGUCUACAGUGAAGCAGUGGCCGUUGGAUCCGGACCGGAUCAACAAUUUUGAGUGCCGUCGACGGGAUGUGCUAUUAACUACAGUGCCUGACGUGUCGCAAAGUCCCUCGCCCACCCCCACCCCCUAA
Messenger RNA from Dibothriocephalus latus, 639 nucleotides. The record is from the annotation of a GenBank genome assembly. NCBI's taxonomy places the organism in Eukaryota, Metazoa, Platyhelminthes, Cestoda, Diphyllobothriidea, Diphyllobothriidae.